Messenger RNA from Anopheles bellator, 3241 nucleotides. RefSeq names its product fibulin-1. The transcript has 16 exons. Gene Ontology annotation, molecular function: calcium ion binding. NCBI's taxonomy places the organism in Eukaryota, Metazoa, Arthropoda, Insecta, Diptera, Culicidae. The record is from RefSeq and is a predicted model, not a curated record. Bases 277 to 3018 code for a protein of 913 amino acids.
GUAUCAUCUCGGGCGUGGUACAUGGCAGACGUACGCCGCGAAGUCCCCUGGAUUUAUUCCAGACACCAAAGUGCCACCAGAAACUAGUGCGGUCCACGCUUGGUUUUCGGAGUGAAUUGUCGCCAUUAGUCCGCCUCGAUUGGAGUAGUUCUGGUUGGUUCUUGGAAAAUUGGUUCGCUGAUACGAAAGUGUGUGAUUGUAGCGCGGUGUUUGUGAUAAAACACGAUCGAAUCCGGUUUCGGCCAACGUCCAUUUCGACCACCACCCGAUAUCGCAAUGGUUCGAAGUUUGUGGGUUUUUCUGUUCGCGUCCCUAGCCCUGGUGGGAUGUAUUAGCGGCGAGCCCAUCGCCAUCGAGCAGAUACUGUCCCUGUGCUGCCAGGAGGGCGAAGAGUGGGGCCUCCAGAGCCGGCUGUGCUCGAGCUACAACAAAUCACUGGAGCUGGUCCCGGCCGGUCUGCACGGGCUGUGCCUGUCUACCAUCGAGAUAUGCUGCUCGAAGCAGCACAAGAUCUACCAGUGCACGGCCGGGCAGAUUGCGGCCAAACAGGGGCUCAGCUGCUCGCUCAAGGGGGACCACUCGGGGUCGGAGUUUUACACGGACUGCUGCGAGGCGUGCAAGAUAGGGCUUGUGGUCGGGUCGAGUGGGAACAAGUGCUCGGUGGACCCGUUCGCCUUCGGGAGCCCCUGGGACGAGAUCUACGAUGGGUGCUGCAAUGACAUCAAGAAAGAAGGUGAAGUAAUCCUUCUCGGGGCGCAUGAUGAGCGAGGCCUGUGCGAACAGUUUCCGUCCGUGUGCUCGCAACUGUGCGAGAACACUGCGGACGGCUCGUAUGUGUGCAAGUGUCACCCGGGCUUCAAGCUGGAAGCGGAUCGGAGUACGUGUGCUCAAAUUUCGGACGAAGAUAAUGAAGCGCUGGUCAGAAAGGGCUGCGGCCGGGGUUACAGCAGGAAAGCGCGCACGAACGAGUGCGAGGACGUGAACGAGUGCGAAACCGGCGAGGCCACGUGCAACGUCGAGAGCCAGGUUUGUCGGAACACGCGCGGUAGCUACCAGUGCGUGGACGUGCUGCCCCCGGAUAUUGCCUGCGACCCUGGCUAUCAGCCGAAGAACGGCAAAUGCGAAGAUAUCGACGAGUGCAGAGAGGAGGCCGCGUGUGACGAAGGCUAUCAGUGUGUCAACAUCCGGGGGUCCUACGAGUGUAUAGCUGUGGUGGCGAACUAUCCCAUCACCCCGCAGCGGAAGAAGGUGGAACCAUGUACCCCGGGCUUCCGGAGACAUAAUGAGCAGUGUGUCGAUAUCGACGAGUGUGCGGCCGACAAGAACGCCUGCGACAGCAAUCAACUGUGCACGAACGAGAUAGGCGGAUUCAGGUGCGACUGUAAAAUUGGAUUCAUCCUGGAUGCCGUGACGAACGCGUGUGUCGAUAUCAACGAGUGCCAGGUCAACGCGCAUGAGUGCCUGGAGUCGCAACGGUGUGACAACACCAUCGGAUCGUACACCUGCAUCCGGCUGCAAAGUUGUGGCACCGGGUACACCCUCAAUGCGGAAACGGGCAACUGUGACGAUGACGACGAGUGUGCCCUCGGACGGCACAACUGCCGGCAUCCGUUUGUGUGCUACAACACCAAGGGCUCGUUCCGGUGUCGCCAGCAGUCCCGCUACGCGCCCUACGCAACAAGCACGUCGACAUCGACCAGCACUACGACCACCACCACUGCCCGGCCGCACCGGUACGGGCCCGAGCAGUAUCCGACCUUGCGCUACUCCUCCUACACGCCCUACCUGCCACCGUGCGGGAUCGGCUUCGAACGGAACAGUCUGGGAGCGUGCGUCGAUAUUAACGAGUGUGCCGACGAACAGCGGUGCCUUCGGCAUCAGCAGUGUAUCAACACGAACGGAUCGUUCCGCUGCCGGGACUUGCUGACCUGUCCCGUAGGAUUCCGGCCCAACGAUGAUGCCACAGAGUGCUUGGAUAUCGACGAGUGCGCUACCGGUGUGGCGCAGUGUGGACCAGAUCAGACCUGCAAGAACAAACAGGGUGGGUACGUGUGCGUGUGUCCUCCAGGCCACAUGAUCGGGCAGCACCAGCGCUGCGAGGACGUGGACGAGUGCGCGAUGCACGGCACUAAGGUCUGCCAUCAUAACUCGCGUUGCACCAACACGAUCGGGUCGUUCCGGUGUGAGUGCAAGGAGGGCUUCAAGAAGCAGGGUUCCAGCGACAUCGUCUGCACGGAUGUGGACGAGUGUGCCGAUAUACCUGGUCUCUGCCAUCAGCGGUGCCUCAACUACUGGGGCUCGUACCGGUGUGGCUGCAACCCUGGCUACCGACUAAGCUACAACAACCGGACCUGCGACGACGUGGACGAGUGCGAGGAGUACAAGUCCGCCAACCUGUGCGUGGGCACCUGUGAGAACACACCCGGAUCGUAUGCGUGCCGCUGUCCUCACGGCUACAAGCUGGGUGCCGAUAGUCGGAGCUGCUUCGACAUUGACGAGUGCCAGUCACGCGAUGUGUGCAACGGGCGCCACGAAAUGUGCACCAACAUUGGUGGAAGCUACCGGUGCACGCGCAUCGAGUGUCCUUACGGCUACCGACACGAUGCUGACAGGCGGAACCGUUGUGAGCGUAUCAACCGGUACUGCAAUGUGGGCGAUGCGGAGUGUCUGCGCCAGCCGCUCUCCUACACGCACAACUUCCUCACGAUCGUUUCGAACAUCCCGAUCCCACCGGAGGGCCGCGGCCUGUUCACGCUGACCGGUCCGGAGGAGUACGAGAUGAUUGAUUUCGACCUGAAGCUCGUCACGGUGGAUGCUGCCCCGCACGUUCGGCCGGUGGAUCUCAAUUACUUCAGCCUCGACAAGAAAACGAACGAAGCUCAGGUGAAUCUGAAGAAAAGCAUCGAGGGACCGCAAGACAUCGAGCUCGAGCUUAGUGUGUCCGUCUUCCGGAACGGCCAUCUGUACGGAAACAACGUGGCGAAGCUGUUUCUGAUGAUAUCGGCCCAUGAGUACUAAGCGCCAGCAGUUGACCCGCGGGUCAUGCAGCAGAGUUCAAUAGCGGUAGCCUUAGGUUACUCUCCAGUUCACUUUUUGGAGAACUUUUCCGAUUAGAGUGCUCUUAUGGUGACAUUAGGUCAAUCCAGGCUUUCGAUUUGUACUUAAACCGUCGUGCUGCUAAUCAACAGCCGCGGUAAAACGCUACAGCAAUGAAGGAUGAAUAAAUUGAAGUGCACCCCUU